AUGCUGCCAGCGGCGGCGGAAGAUGAGGAAUCCAGAGGGGGGACCAUCGCCGCCACCGCCAGCAGCACGCAAGGAGACGCCUCGAUGCGUCGCCUUGACUCCAACGAUGGCACGAUCCCGUUCUGCAAUCGGACCAGCACCACAGGUCGCUCGAACAGGAACGUCGGCGAGCACAACGUCCUCACUUUCCUUCAGGACGUCAUAUGCAACCCAGAUCUGGAGGACCCCGAGGUGCGCAAGAGGGUGGGUAUGCCGGCCCGGCGAAAGAGAAGCUCAGAGCUGGCGAAGCGGAGCACCGAGCUGAUGUGCCUGCGCUCGGUUGUGGGCCAGGUUGUGUUCUCGUGGCCCGUCCAGGCUGUUGUGUUCAUGGUGGUCAUGUUCGACUUGGUUCUCACCGGGAUCUCCCUCGGCGACGCGAUCGACAGCGCCCAUCCGAUCAACGACAUCGGCGACUACGUCAUCGUCAGCAUCCUGGCCGCCGACGUGUGCUUACGGUGGUUCGCGAAGGGCUCUGAGUUCGUGUUUCCCGCGCGCGAAUGCAAGCUGAACCUAUUUGAGAUCAUAUUGGUGCCGAUCACGAUCUUGGAGGUCGCCUGGCUUAAAGACCUUGCAGAGGACGUGCCGCUGCCGAUCCUGCGAGCACUCCGCCCCAUCCUCCGCGGCGUGCGCUUGCUCCGCGUGCUGUUCCGCACCGCCGGCAAGGGCCAGCAGUACCUGACGAGGCUGCGCCACCAGGUGUCGGGCAACAGACGGCGCUUUGUCGAGGACGGGUUCGACCUGGACCUGCAGUAUAUUUCUCCGCAGAUCAUUGUGAUGUCCAAUCCAGCAGUGGGCCGCGACGCGAUCCUUCACAACCCGCUGCCGGCCGUGUCGCGUUUCUUGAACGAGAGGCACGGGAACAGUUACUUAGUGCUCAACGUUACGCAAGAGCGCAGAUAUCCUCUUGGGCCUUUCUUCGGACGUUACUACCAGUUCCCGAUAGCGCAGGAUGGCGUGCCUACCUUGGACGGGCUCUUGACCAUGGUCAGACAUGUUGACCUGUGGCUGAAAGAAGACCCGCGCAACGUGGUGGCCGUUCAUUCGAAGCAUAACCAGGGACGUUCUGCCGUCUUUGUUGUCGCCCUGCUGCUGCACCGGAAGCUGCACAGGAGUGCCUCGACCGCCCUGCAGUCCUUCGAGAACCUGCGGAGGGAGCGGGAGUCCGGCGAGGGCGAGCCGACCCAGACCCUGGACAGCGCGUCCCAGAUGCGGUUCCUGGAGUACUUCGCCCACGCGUGCAGCCGGCGCAGCGGGCUCCCGCGGCGCAGCGCCAAGAUCACCAGGAUACAGUUGACAGGUCUGUCCAAUGCCCACCUCGUGGACCUCAGCUGCUUCAAGCACCCGGGGGAGCCACAGAAGAGCAUAGCGGGGGUCGAUUCUGGGGAGCUGCACAAGAUGAUGGCCAGGGCCGACGGGGCCGGCGGCAGCUCUUCGGAAGACCGCUCCCCUUUGCAGAUGCGGGUCGUGCACGCGAUCGAGGAGGGCGCCAUGGACUCGAGGCGGUCUGGCUCGGCCCCCCUGCCAGGGGACCCCAUCUUCUCCUCGAAGCAGGAGCUCCUCGACCCGAGGAAGGUCGUCGUCAGGACGAUGAAGAACUCGGAGACGCAAGAGGCCGUGUGUCGUAUCUGGGAGAUCAAGGACGUGGACCUGUCUGGCGACAUCCGGCUGGAGCUGCACCUCGGGGGGGCCGAGACCGAGCUGGACCCCGGCGCCGUGGAGCACGCCGCGCCCACGGCGUGCGGCUGGUGCUGCCGCCGCCGCGUGAAGCCGCCGUUCAAGAGGAAGUUCUCCGGCAUGUUGUUCGGCUGCUGGCUGCACACGUCCCUCCUCGAGCACGACGAGGUCAGGGACCGGCGGGCGGGGCGGAAGCCCGGCCGCCGGCUCGAGAUCUCCCUCGAGCGCUUCUCGCUGGACAAGGCGGCCGGCGCGCCCUCCCUGCGGUCGCUCUCCACGUUCCUGCGGCUGGACCUCGAGUUCGACGUGGAGCACCGCGUCCAGCUGCAGGACCUCGACGCCGAGCUCCCCGAGCUGAGCCUGGUGACGUCCAACCUCGGGAUGAGUGAGGCGGAGUCCCUCAAGUGGCUGACGUGGGUAAUGGAGAGGAUCUGGCCAAAGUUCAAGCUAGGGUUCGAGAAGAUGCUCAAAGACGGCGUCGCCAGCGCAAGGCCUUCCCUGCCCGUGGCGCUGCAGAGCCUCAGCGUGGUCAGGUGUUCUUUCGGCGACGGCUUCCCGCAGCUCGGCCCCAUCCACGCGAGCUCCCGGAACCACGUGAGCUCCGAGGACAGGGAUGGCCUGGAGGUUCAGCUCGACAUCGGCCUGACAUAUUCCACGGACGCGGACAUCAUUAUGCAGAUGGGCCUGCUGCAGUUCGGCAUCUGCAACAUCAGCUUCACAGGGACACUGAAUAUAAGAUUUUCGCCGCUGCUUGACGAGAUACCAGUUUUCUCCGCGAUGCAGAUGUUCUUCCUGAACUCGCCGGAGAUCGAGAUACGCUUCAAACAUGCGCUGGAGGUCGCAAAUACCUCAUUCGUCAGGCAGUACAUCCAGACGGCGAUCAAGCAAGCGAUCGACAACAGGCUCACGGUGCCACACCUCCUGAACAUCAAUUGGGCGGACCCCCUUAACGACGAGACCGUGACGUGGCCAACGGUCAUGCCCUCCUUCGUGGCGCGCCUGACCGUGCACGCCGCGACGGGCCUCCGCUCCUCGAGCACGGUGCUGACCCGCGACCCGGAAGCCGUGGCCAGGCUCUCCGUUGGGAGUCGGACGGUGCAGACGGCGGCGAUCCGGGGGCCGGGCCCGCGGUGGGCCGAGACCUUCGACUUCGUGAUCUACGACGCUCGCCAGCACCUCGAGGUCGAGGUCUUCGACGUUGACUUCGCCGGGAGCUGUUGGCCUAUCGGCAGGGUGAAGGGCAUCCAGGUGGAGCACCUCGCCGCCGAGGGGGUCGCCCAGGGCCAGUGGAAGACGCUCGGAGGCGAAACGGCUGGCCCCGACAGCAGAGUCCACCUGUCGGCCGCCAUCUUCGACCUCGCGCGGGACCCGUCCAAGCUGCCCGCGAGGGUGCUCGCCUCCCAGCCGCAGCAGCAGGCCGUCUCCGUGGGGCUCGAGGCGGGGGAGACCUCUGGCAGCCCACGCAAGCAGCAGGCUGGCGACCUCGAGGCGGACCUGCUGGAUGACCAGCUGGCGGUCCGUGCUGAGGAGGGCGCGCUCGCCGGCUCCGACCACAACUACGACUCCGAGCAGAACGCCGACUUCGAGCCGGAGCCGCCGGGCUCCGUGGCGCUGCUGGUGUGCCACAUCCUCGGCGGCCAGCUGCCCCGCGAGCUAGGGAAGCCGUCCGAGGUGGAGGUGAGCGUGAGCUUCGGAGGGGCCGGGAGCACGGAGCGGUGCCAGGACCCAGCAGAGGGCUCCGGGGGCAACCUGCCGGAGAAGACGCAGAAGAGGAUUGAGCGGCUCGCACAGAAGGGGUUCGCCGCGGGCAAGAUCGCCGAGGCCCUGGGCGAGGACCACGCGGACGUCGUGCGCUGCAUACGGAGGGCCAGCUGCAACCUGAGCGUGCAGCACAAGCUCUGCCUGCACCUCCAGACGUCAGACUUCAUGAACGCCCAUCAGGUCAACGUUCAGAUCAUGAAGGCAAAGGCGGUCCUGGCGGAAGGCACGUUCCCUCUGUCCAUCGUGUUGGAGUCGAGCGUAGGCACGCACGACGGCGAGGUAGUCUGCACCUCUAAGAUGGGCGUCGAGGUGAAACUCGACGUGGAGCUGAGGCUCUUCGCCCUCGUCCCGCGCUUCGAGGUGGACGGCGCGCACUCUCCGGGGUCGCUGACUGCUCCUCCAUCGCCAGACGAGGCGAUGAAUCGCUCGGGCCUCACGAGCGCUGAGGUCCCGAGGCCGAAUGGCACUCUCCGGAGGGCGGGCCCCUCGGCGGAGGCGUCGUACGCGGAGGCGGACGUCCCCGUGGGCUCCCGCCUCGAAGGGGAGGUCUCUGCCGUGUAG
Messenger RNA from Prorocentrum cordatum, 4035 nucleotides. The record is from the annotation of a GenBank genome assembly. Lineage: Eukaryota; Dinophyceae; Prorocentrales; Prorocentraceae.